GGGGCGUGGCCGCGGGCGGCAGGCGGUGGGCCGCGGGUGGGGCAGGAGGCGGUGGGAGUCCCGGCUGCUGGCCGUGCACCUGAGAGCUGACGCCCGAGUCCUCGAAGCUGCGCUCGCCCCGGUCCCCGUCGCCAUGAGCCGCUUCAAGGUGUCCAAGUUCCGGCACACGGAGGCCCGGCUGCCCCGCCGCGAGGCCUGGAUCAGUGACAUUCGAGCAGGAACUUCCCCCUCAUGUGGAAAUCUUAUCAAAUCUAGCUGCCGCUUGAUCGCGUUUAACACCAACCAUCCAGGUGCGUUGGGCAUUGUGCCUCUGGAAGGCCAGGGAGAGGACAAGAGACUCGUGACCCACCUAGGCUGCCAUUCAGACCUGGUCACGGACUUGGACUUCUCUCCCUUUGACGACUUCCUCCUGGCGACAGGCUCGGCUGACAGGAUGGUGAAGCUGUGGCGGCUGCCAGCCCCCGGCCAGGCACUGCCCUCGGGGCCUGGGCUGGUGCUGGGCCCGGAGGACCUUCAGGUUGAGGUGCUGCAGUUCCACCCAACCGCUGAUGGCGUCCUGCUGAGCGUGGCAGGCAGGGCCCUGAAGGUCUGGGACGCCACCCAGCAGCAGCCCCUCACGGAGCUGGUGGCCCAUGGGGACCUGGUGCAGGGUGCUGUCUGGAGCCGGGAUGGAGCCUUGGUGGGCACAAUGUGCAAGGACAAGCAGCUGCGGAUCUUCGACCCCAGAGCAAAGCCCGAGGCCUCCCAGGAGACCGUGGGAAGCUUGAAGGAAGCUGGCCACAGUUUGGGGGACCAGGAAGUCUUCCUACCCACAGCUCUAGCACCGACGGAGGGCUACGAGGGGCACUUUCCUGCCCUACUGAAGAGCACACGGGCCCAUGAGAACAGCAGGGAUGGCCGGCUGGUGUGGACAGGCACCCAGGAGCACCUCGUGUCUACUGGAUUCAACCAGAUGCGUGAGUGUGAAGUGAAGCUCUGGGACACCCGGCAUUUCUCCAGCGCCCUCACUUCGGUCACCCUGGACACCUCGCCCGGGUCGCUGAUGCCCCUGCUGGAUCCGGACUCCGGGCUCCUGGUCCUGGCGGGAAAGGGUGAGAGCCGGCUGUACUGCUAUGAGGUGGUCCCACAGCAGCUGGCACUGAGCCCAGUGACCCAGUGCCUCCUGGAGAGUGCGCUGCGGGGGGCAGCCCUGGUACCUCGGCGGGCGCUGGCCGUCAUGGGCUGCGAGGUGCUCCGUGUCCUGCAGCUGAGUGACACAGCCAUCAUACCCAUCAGCUACCAUGUGCCCCGCAAGGCUGUGGAAUUCCAUAAGGACCUGUUCCCAGACGCCACUGGCUGUGUACCUGCCUCUGACCCCCACACCUGGUGGGCGGGGAGCAACCAGCAGGUACAGAAGGUCAGCCUUGACCCGGCCUGCAGGCCCCGUGCCAGCUUUACUUCCUGCCUGGUGUCCCCUGCGGAGUUCCCCCCUGACCCAGCCCAGCCUGUGGAGACGCCCGUGGGCGACAUGGACCCCAGUGAGGGCUUCUUCUCCCCACCCAGCUCGCUGCCCUCGCCCUCCACGCCCUCCAGCCUGGGACCCUCGCUCUCCAGCACCAGCGGCAUUAGCACCAGCACCAGCCAGAGGUCACUGCAGAGCAUGCUGGGUCCCAGUUCCAAGUUCCGCCAUGCUCAGGGCACCGUCCUUCACCGAGAUACCCACAUCACCAACCUCAAGGGGCUCAACCUCACCACACCUGGUGAGAGUGAUGGCUUCUGUGCCAACCAGCUACGUGUGGCUGUGCCCCUGCUCAGCAGCGGUGGGCAAGUGGCCGUGCUCGAGCUGCGGAAGCCCGGCCGCCUGCCCGACACAGCACUGCCCACUCUGCAGAAUGGGGCGGCCGUCACUGAUCUGGCCUGGGACCCCUUUGACCCCCACCGCCUCGCUGUGGCUGGGGAGGACGCCAGGAUCCGACUGUGGCGGGUGCCCCCAGAGGGCCUGGAGGAGGUGCUUGCCACACCUGAGGCAACGCUCACAGGCCACACGGAGAAGAUCUACUCUCUGCGCUUCCACCCACUGGCAGCCGAUGUGCUGGCGUCCUCUUCCUAUGACUUUACCGUUCGGAUCUGGGACCUUGAAGCUAGAGCUGAGCGGCUGAGGCUGCGGGGCCACCAGGACCAGAUCUUUGGCCUGGCCUGGAGUCCCAACGGGCAGCAGCUGGCCACUCUCUGCAAGGAUGGGCGCCUACGAGUCUACGAGCCUCGGAGUGGCCCUGAGCCGCUGCAGGAAGGCCCAGGGCCCGAAGGGGCCCGUGGAGCCCGCAUUGUCUGGGUGUGUGAUGGUCACUGUCUGCUGGUAUCUGGCUUUGACAGCCGAAGCGAGCGCCAGCUGCUCCUAUACUCAUCCGAUGCCCUGGCCGGCGGCCCCUUGUCAGUGCUGGGGCUGGAUGUGGCCCCCUCCACACUGCUGCCCAGCUACGACCCGGACACCGGCCUGGUGCUCCUCACGGGCAAGGGUGACACCCGCGUGUUCCUGUAUGAGCUGCUUCCCGAGGCUCCCUUCUUCCUGGAGUGCAACAACUUCACGUCCUCAGACCCUCACAAGGGCUUCGUCCUCCUGCCCAAAACGGAAUGUGACGUGCGGGAGGUAGAGUUUGCCCGAUGCCUGCGGCUUCGUCAGACCUCCCUGGAGCCUGUCGCCUUCCGGCUACCCCGAGUCAGGAAAGAGUUCUUCCAGGAUGAUGUGUUUCCAGACACAGCCGUGAGCUGGGAGCCGGUGCUCAGUGCCAAGGCCUGGCUGGGAGGUGCUAACGGGCAGCCCCGGCUUCUCAGCCUGCAGCCUCCCGGCAUGACCCCAGUGAGCCAGGCCCCCCGUGAAGCCCCUGCCCGGCGGGCCCCGUCCUCGGUGCUCUACCUGGAAGAGAAGUCAGACCAGCAAAAGAAGGAAGAGCUGCUGAAUGCCAUGGUGGCAAAGCUGGGGAACAGGGAGGACCCACUCCCCCAGGACGCCUUUGAAGGACUAGCCUGCCCACCUGCCACCUCUGGCCUCACCUGCCACUGCCACCUCUUAGAACCACCUCGUGCCCCCUGCACACCUCACCUCUCACCCUCAAACUGGGAGACAAACACCUUUGAGCUCUGGAGCACCUUAUCCCAGAAGCCCUGGCUUCCUUUGGGCCUUGGCUAUGUCCAUGGCCUCUGGGUUCCUCCAUAACUCUUGUGGAUCAGCUACACCUCUGCUUUCUUUGGGAAUGGCUGCUUCUCUUCAACUGCCUGCUAGCAUGUGGAGCGAGGGGUAGGGGGGUGGGAGUCAGCAGCAUGUAUCUGGGCAGGCCCUGGGCUGCCUGUAUUCCUUCCUGCACCUGGGCUGGUCCCAGCCUGGGCUCCCUUCGCCCAGCACUUUCAGUUAUUUCAAGCCAACCCUUCUUGCCUGUUGCUCUAGCCAAUUGCCUUGGGGGCUGGCCCCCACCAGGCUCUUUGGAGCAGCACCAGCCCCAGGGGCCUGGGACCAGUCACCUUGCCCCCAGGCUUGAAGCCAGGAGAAGGGGGUAUUACAGAGCUGUUGGCCCAACUAAGGAGGGCAUGAGUCCUACAGGGGCUGGCCUGCACAUGCCCGGGAUGUUUUCAAUAAUUAAACUUUUUUAAGCUGUC
Molecule: messenger RNA, 3630 nt
Organism: Manis javanica (Malayan pangolin)
Lineage: Eukaryota; Metazoa; Chordata; Mammalia; Pholidota; Manidae
Product: mitochondrial import inner membrane translocase subunit TIM16
Biological process (GO): protein import into mitochondrial matrix
Cellular component (GO): TIM23 mitochondrial import inner membrane translocase complex
Molecular function (GO): protein binding
Source: RefSeq, a predicted model, not a curated record